This is a messenger RNA of Cyclocybe aegerita, 711 nucleotides long. Lineage: Eukaryota; Fungi; Basidiomycota; Agaricomycetes; Agaricales; Hemipholiotaceae. The record is from the annotation of a GenBank genome assembly.
UGCAGGACCCCCAAAAGGAAGAACUUUCGCUUGAAAACACGUCGAAACGCGCACCUUUCAUUGUUAUCGAAGGCUUGGAUCGGUCUGGCAAGACAACACAAACUUUACGGUUGCAUUCACACCUCAGGAAUGAAGGCAUCGACGCGACCCUGAUCAAGUUUCCAGGCAGGACAACGGCAAUUGGACAGAUGAUUGACGCGUACCUCCGAUCCACGUCUGAGCUGGAUGAUCACGCUAUUCACCUCCUCUUCUCCGCAAAUCGAUGGGAACUCGCGUCUACGAUCGAGAAAUUGCUGACAGCAGGAACCACCGUCGUUUGUGAUCGGUACGCGUUCUCAGGAAUCGCGUUCUCUGCGUCGAAGGUGAACGCUGCCGGUACACCGUUACUUCCAUUCGAAUGGUGCCGGAGUCCUGACGUUGGUCUCCCGGCUCCCGACCUUGUCCUUUUUUUCGACAUCACACCUGAGAAAGCCAAGGAACGCGGGGGUUAUGGGGAAGAGAGGUAUGAGAAAGAGGAGAUGCAGCUUCGCGUCCGGAAGUUCUUCCAUCAGAUUGGAGCUGAAAUGGUUGCGGAUGAGGGGGCAAGCACAAAAUGGGUGGACAUUGAUGCCGGGCGAGAAAGGGAAGAGGUGGAGAACGACGUUUGGUUGCUCGUUGAACCACUUGUGAAGGAAGGCAUUCAAAAUGCAUUGGGUAAAUUAUGGGUUUAAC